Messenger RNA from Ichthyophthirius multifiliis, 3528 nucleotides. RefSeq lists its product as hypothetical. Gene Ontology annotation, molecular function: ABC-type transporter activity; ATP binding; ATP hydrolysis activity. The record is from RefSeq and is a predicted model, not a curated record. Lineage: Eukaryota; Ciliophora; Oligohymenophorea; Hymenostomatida. Gene Ontology annotation, biological process: transmembrane transport. Gene Ontology annotation, cellular component: membrane. The transcript is spliced from 3 exons.
AUGGAAUAAAAAUGGAGUUAAUCUAUAUAAGCAACUCUUUAAUACCUUCUUUUUAAAAAAUCUUUUAAAACUUAGAUAUUUACAAAUGAUUCCGAAAAUAAAGAGAAUUAAUAAGGUAAAAAAAAAGAAAAAAAUAAUGAAAAAGAAGAAGAAAUAAAAAAAAGCAAGUAAUCAAAAGAGUAAGAAAGCCAAUUGCCUGAUAUUAAUAAUUUAAUUACUGUCGAUGUAGGAGAAUGUCUUACUUUUUUUUGGAUUUUUUUAACAUUUAUAGUUGCAUUGUUAAGAUUAGCAAUGACUUUGAGUAUAUUAUAUUAUAAAGUUGGUAAUUUAAUGUUUUUGGGUCUAUACAUUAUUUUAGGUGCUUUUUUCUUAAAUUUGUUAAUUUCAACAUUUAGUAUGUAUUGCUAUGGAAAAGUAUAUGAAGCGAAAGAUGCACGAGUUUCUGUAAGCAAAGAUGUAAUUGAAGGAAUUAAAAGUAUUAAAUAUUUAUGUUGGGAAGAAAUUUUUUAGAAAAAAAUAUUUUAAUUAAGAGGAGUAGAAUUUAAAUUUAUUGUUUUCGCGAAAAUUCUAUAAGGUAUAUUUAAUAUUUUUUGGGGGUCUAUAAGUUAUAUAAUAUUAUGCAUUUUGCUAACAUAAUAUAAUAAUAAAGGAGACAAUAAAUUAUAAGAUUUUAAUGUAUUUACUAUUAUUGCGCUUUUCGGGUAAUUAACUUUUCCGUUAGCAAUUAUUCCCUGGGCUUUAGGAUUUUUUUUUAAAAUAAAAGUCUCUUAUGAUAGAAUUUAAAGAUAUUUGAAUUAAAGGGAAAUUAAUAUGAAUAAUAUAAUAACUUUUGAAAAUAAUAAUAAUAGAGUAAACUUUAAUUAUGAAAAUGAUUAAAAUUCUAUUUCUACUUAAUUUAACAAUUUAGUUGUUUUUUAAAAUACAUUGAAUAUUGUAAUUGGAUAAAUUGGUUGCGGAAAAAGUGCUUUAUUAAAUUGUAUUUUAAAUGAAAUGGAUUCAAAAAGCUAAAAAAGAAAAAAUGAUUAAUCUUCGCUUUUAUCUUUUUAAAAAAAUUAAGAUUAAGAAAAGCUAUAAAAUUUAAAUUAUAAAAUUUAAAUUAAUGGAACAUUAGCUUAUGUGUCUUAAAACCAUUGGCUUUAAGCUAAGACAAUAAAAGAAAAUAUUUUAUUUGGACAAUAUUUUGAUCAAGAUUGGUAUAAUUAAUGUGUUGAAGUAUGUGAUCUACAUAUUGAUUUUAGCUAUUUCACAAAAAAAGACGAAAAAAUACUAUCUUCGGGAGGAAAUAAUUUGAGUGGAGGUUAAAAAUAAAGAAUUUGUAUUUGUAGGGCUAUAUAUUCGAAUAGAGAUAUUUAUAUAUUUGAUGAUAUUUUUAGCAGCUUAGAUGCCCAUGUUGCUGAAAAAAUAUAUUAAAAAGCAAUAAUUGGAUUAUUAAUAAAAAAAUUAAAAAAAACUGUGAUUUUUGCUACUAGUCAUUACGGAAUUCUAAAAGAUAGGCAGUUCAUAAAUUAAAUUAUAUACAUUUAAAAUGCUUAAAUUGUUCAAAACUAAAAUUUGAUUGAAGAAUUUAUUACUAAUAGUAUUUAAAAUGAAAUAGAAAAAUAAUAAUAUGAAAAAUAAUAACAACAAAAAAUUAUCUAGGUAAAAGAUGAAGAUGAAAACUUUUAAAAUGAGGAAGAAAUAGAAUUAGGAGGAAUUAAAUGGUUGACAAUUAGGCAAUACUUAAAAUCAAUGAACUAUUUUAUAUUUUUCAUAUUUUUAAUAUCCUUUAUUGCAAGUUAAUCAAGUUAAAUGCUCAUUGAUUUUUGGCUUAAAGACUAUGUUUCUAAAGAAUAUCAUUCUUACUUUUUUAAAAAAUUGAAUGAGUUAUUUGAUAAUGAUUUCAGUAGAAUUUUUUUCUUUUUAAUUGGAUUAAAUUUGAUUUUUAAUUUAUUUAAUAGUUUGUUAUUUAUAGUAGUUAAUUUAAUAAGUAGUUUUAGAAUGUUUUAAAAAUUAAAUAAAAAAAUUAUUUUUAGCAAAAUGAGCUUUUUUGAUAUGAAUCCUUCUGGAAGAAUAAUUAAUAGAAUUUCAAGUGAUAUAUAAUAAAUAGAUGAUGGUAUCCCUUUCACAUUCAAUUAGUUUUUUUACCAAUUAAUUCUAGUUUCUAUUUAUCCUUUGGGUAUUUUAAUUAACUUUCCAUGGAUAGCUAUUCCUUUUGUUUUUUGUGUUUGUAUUAUGUAUUAUUUCUUUUAUCUUUUUAGAUUUUCAAACAGAGAAUUAAAAAGAUUAAGUUAGGUCAAUAAUGGAAAAUUAAUGACUAUAAUUAAUGAAAAUUGUAGCGGAUUAAUAAUUACAAGAUCUUUUAAUUAAUAAAAUUAUAUGAUGAAGGAUUAUCUUUAAAAAUUAGAAGAUUAUAUUAAUUCAACUUUGGUAACUAGAGCUAUGCAAUUAUGGCUUUUGGUGAGAGUUUUAAUUACUUCAAAUAUUAUUUAUAUAUUCGUUUGUGGAACAUGUCUAGUUAUUAUUUAUUUCGAUAUAAGUGUUGAUUAUAAUAUAAUUGCUAUGUGUUUGGCAUAUUCUAUACUGUUUUCUGGAGGAUUUUCUGAGCUACUUUACUUUUAGGCUUCUUUAGAGUAAAACCUUAUUAGUGCGGAAAGGAUAGUUUAAUAUUUUAAAAAUAAAACAGAAAAAGUAAAUGAAACCAAUUAAAAUAAUGAUAAUUUGAUUGAGGAAUUAAGUGAUGAAGAAAAACAAGAAAAUUAUAGUAUUAUAUUUAAAGAUUUAUAUAUUACUUAUGAUGAUAUUAUUAAUGUCGAAAAUUUUAAUAAAGAUUCAAAAGAUGUCCAUUUUGCUUUAAAAAAUAUCAAUUUAAAAAUAAAAAAAGGAGAAAAAAUAGCUUUUUGUGGGAGAACAGGUUCUGGUAAAACUUCUAUUCUGAAUAUAAUUUUCGGUCUUUAUCCGUUUUAAUUUGGAAAUGUUUUUAUUGAAAACAAAAACAUAAAACUUUUUUCAUUGAAAGAUCUAAGAUAAAAAAUGUCUAUUAUUCCCUAAUUUGGCUUCCUUUAUAAUAACACUUUAAAGGAUAAUUUAGACCCUAGUGGAUCUUUAUUAAAAGAAGAGAUUCAACAAAAAAUGGAUUCAACUAAUUUAAGGAUUAAUAGAUAAGAUUAAUAAAAGUAAAAUCAAGAAGAUAAUGAAUAAGUAGGUAAUGAUUUAAAUUUUGUUAUCGAAGAUGGAGGUAAGAAUUUAUCUAAUGGAUAAAAAUAAAUUAUUAAUUUUUUAAGAAUUGUUUUAAGAGAUACUGAUAUUAUAUGCUUAGAUGAGGCUACAUCAAAUAUGGAUCCUUAAACAGACUAAGAAAUACAUGAUUAACUAUUUAAACUAUCAGAAAAUAAAACUUUAAUUGUAAUAACACAUAGACUUGAAAAUAUUGAUAAAUUUGAUAGAAUCGUUGUUUUGGAUAAUGGGAAUAUUAUAGAAUGUGGUAACAUAAAAGAAUUAAGAUAAAUUAAUAAUGGAUUUUUUAAUAAAUAAUUAUAAUAAUAAAAUUGA